AUGUACGCACCAAUUGAUAUCAUUCGCCCCAUACUUUUGAAGUUGACGGUAGAAGCUCUCAUCCGAUGCCAAUGUGUAUGCAAAGAAUGGCGUUCCAUAAUACAAGACCCCCAUUUCAACCCCGGACAAAGGCGACGGCUGGCGGCGGCGUCCGGCUACAGCUUAGACGUUACAUCCAUAACCAACACUAGUCUCCCCAUUAAAACCUUAUUACAGGUCCCUGAGAAUGCCUCCUUACACCAUCGGUGGACUGGUGUUUGGUGCUCUUGCAACGGGCUUGUGCUUUUCUCCGUGGAAAAAAAUAUUUUUUUGUGGAAUCCCUACACUCGCUGCUGCACAAAAGUGCUUGAGCUUCCACGUUUGAGCACAGCGUUCUCUGACUAUGUUGUCUCGGGGUUAUGUUACGUCUCGUCCACCGGAGAUUACAAGGUUGUUCUGUUAUUAUGCCUUCACUUUGAUAGCAAUCUUAUGGUUGCCAGCCUCAAGAACAAAGAGUGGCGAAAAGUGUCAUUUCCUUACCAGGUAAACUACCCUAGAAUCGGCAUUAACUUUCAGAACACACUUCAUUGGAGAACAAAUGGUUGUUUGAGGAGACCUGCAACCAUCAUUUAUUUUAAGGCGGAGAGCAAUGAAUUUAAAGAACUGCCCACCCCAGAAUCACACACAGACCUCAAAAGAUCAUCAUUUAUUCUUGGCUUGGGAAUCAUUGACUGCAUGGUUUGCGGGGAGAAAGAAGCUGAUGAAGAGAAACUACAAGUGUGGGUCAUGAAGGAAUAUGGAGUGAAGGAAUCUUGGGACAAUUAUUUUUCAGGAGACUCAGAAUAUUAUGCUACUGCUGCGAUACUCUCCCCGAUACUCUCCUAUGUUGAGAGUAUUGUUUCGCCACAUGAAUUUAUUUGGAGAGAUGAUCAACACAAACCCUCAGAGUGA
Molecule: messenger RNA, 930 nt
Organism: Ipomoea triloba (trilobed morning glory)
Lineage: Eukaryota; Viridiplantae; Streptophyta; Magnoliopsida; Solanales; Convolvulaceae
Product: F-box protein CPR1-like
Exons: 2
Coding region: 1-930 (309 amino acids)
Molecular function (GO): protein binding
Source: RefSeq, a predicted model, not a curated record